Messenger RNA from Naumovozyma dairenensis CBS 421, 1539 nucleotides. RefSeq lists its product as uncharacterized. Gene Ontology annotation, molecular function: aldehyde dehydrogenase (NAD+) activity. The coding region runs from base 1 to 1539 and encodes 512 amino acids. The record is from RefSeq and is a predicted model, not a curated record. Lineage: Eukaryota; Fungi; Ascomycota; Saccharomycetes; Saccharomycetales; Saccharomycetaceae. The transcript has a single exon.
AUGUUUACUCAGAUCCACAUCCCUCAACGUAAUCUUACGUUGAAACAACCAAUUGGUCUCUUCAUUAAUAACGAAUUCGUCAAAUCUGAAAAUGAAGAAAAAAUAGAAACCAUUAAUCCAUCUACAGGUGAAGUGAUCACAUCUUUUUAUAGCGGUUCUUUUGCAGACGUUGAUCGUGCAGUGAAAGCUGCCUCAGAUGCCUAUGAAAAUGUCUGGAAACAUACUUCCCCCGCUGAAAGAAGUCUGCUAUUAAUGAAACUAGCUGAUUUAAUCGAGCGUGAUAAAUGUACGUUAGCUGCUUUAGAGACUUUAGAUUCAGGUAAGCCAUAUCAUUCCAACGCUAUGUUGGAUUUGGAACAAAUCAUUUAUUUAACUAGAUAUUUUGCUGGAGCUACUGAUAAAUUCACUACUGGUGAAACUAUCCCAAUCAGUGAAGAAAAAUUUUGCUACACUUUAAUGGCUCCAUAUGGGGUAGUUGGUCAGAUUGUCCCUUGGAAUUAUCCAUUAGCAAUGGCAAGCUGGAAAAUACAAGGUUGUUUAGCUACAGGUAAUACUAUUGUACUUAAACCUGCCGAGAAUACCUCCUUAUCAGUAUUGUACUUGGCUCAAUUAUUUGUAGAGGCAGGUUUCCCUCCUGGUGUCUUGAAUAUUAUCCCAGGUAACGGUGCUGUAGUUGGUAAUGCUUUGGGUAAGCAUCCAGGUAUUGAAAAAAUCUCAUUUACUGGUAGCACUUCUGUUGGAUUGGGAAUCUUGAAAGCUUCAGCUGAAUCAAAUAUGAAAGACGUUACUUUAGAAUGUGGUGGUAAAUCACCUGCUGUUAUUUUUGAAGAUGCAAAUUUGGAACAAGCUAUUGAAUGGACUGCUAAGGGGAUCUUCUUCAAUUCAGGUCAAAAUUGUACUGCUAACUCGAGGAUUUAUGUUCAUUAUUCUAAUUAUGAUAAGUUUCUGGAAUUAUUUACAAAACAUAUCAAAGAAAAAUGGGGGUUUGGUAAGAAUUUCGACCCAUUUGAUGAAGAUUGUACUAUUGGACCUGUUAUCUCUAAGAAGCAAUUUGAUAAAAUUAGCGAAUUUUUGAAAGGAGAAAUGCCUCAUCCAGAAACACCAUACAAGCUAUCUUACACUUGUAAAGUUCACAAGGUCUUGGAUGAUCCUCCUGAAUCAAAUAAGGGCUUCUUCAUUCCUCCCACAAUAUUUACUAGUGUCCCUUAUGAUUCUCCAUGGAAUACAGAAGAGAUCUUUGGUCCGGCUGUAACAGUUACACCAUUUGAGACAUAUGAUGAAGUCAUCAAAUUGGCAAAUAAUACAAGUUAUGGUUUGGCUUCAGCCAUAUUUACUGAAAAUAUUAGAACUGCUAAUAAAUUCAUCAACGAUAUUCAAGCAGGUACAGUUUGGGUUAAUUCAUCCAAUGAUCCUGAAAUGUCAGUCCCCUUUGGUGGUUAUAAGAUGAGUGGCAUUGGUAGAGAAUUGGGUAAAAGUGGAGUUGAAACAUAUUGUCAAACAAAGGCUGUCCAUAUGAGUUUAGCUCAACCGGGUAGUUAG